CACUAUUAGCUCUAUAAUGGGUUGGUGGAUGGUGCAAGUCCCGAGUGAGAAAGAGGAACUAUCAAGUUGACUGACUUAUGAAAUAGCUUCUCGGGAUGACGACCCUAUUCUUUUUAACACGUACCUGCCCAUCUACCAUAAUUUGGGUUUUUUUUUUUAAGUCCUUUUUGGUGUAAUUAACCACGUCGCUUCGGUUCAAAUCAGUCAAGAAAACAGCUCCGGAUUAUAAUCUUCAUUCAUUCUUCAGAGUUAGGCAAUUGGAAUCGGUGAUAAUUCCGAAAAUAACAAUAUUAAAAUAAGGGAUUCGCAUCACGAGUGGAAAACCUCGGAGACUCCGCCCCUCUUCCUGUCUCUUGCACGAUUCAAAUGCCCGGAUGUUCUUCGCUUCCGGUUGUGAAGCUGCUGCCAAUAGUGGGCUUGGCUGAGCCGAGGGCCUGCCGCUCUCGCUGCCGACUGGCGGUGGGUUAUCAUCGGGAGGGAAAUGGAGACGGAGGCGUUGUUGCAGGAAGCGCACGAGAGCAUCGAGGCGGCGCGUACUUACCGCCGUGAGCUGCAGCAACGCCUCAAAGGGCUGCACCUGGCUCGCCAGCAGAUCAAAAACAGUGCUGCACAAACCCGGGAAGUGCUGGAACAACAUUUCAGCGACUUAAAAGGGACCUUGAAGAAGUUGCUGGAUGAAAGAUUGGCCUCCUUGCUCCAGGAAGUAGACAACAUAGAACAGGAAAGUAUCAAGCCCUUGGAUGAGUGCCAGAAGCUCAUAGAACAAGGAGUUGGGACAGCCAAUGAACUUGUCCAGGAAGGUGAAAAUGCCAUUUGUGGAAUUACAACGGACAACAGUGACAAGCUGUGCAGUUUUACAAAAAAGGCUUUGCAUAUCCAGCUGGACAGUUUACCUGAAGUGCCAUCGCUGGUGGAUGUGGCUAGCUUAUCUGCUCAAUGGGACGACUCCUUUUUUACAAUAAUGAAAAGCUACAUCUUCAGCCAUGGAACAGUAGCAUCUCGACCUCCGAUACAAAUAGAGGAACUGAUUGAGAAGCCUGGAGGCAUCUUAGUACGGUGGUGCAAGGUUGAUGAUGACUUCAUCCCGCAAGACUACAGACUUCAGUAUCGCAAGAGCACCGCUUGCCAUUUUGAAGAUGUGUACGUUGGGUCAGACACUGAGUUCACGGUGUUGCACAUCGACCCCAACGUCGAUUAUCAAUUCAAGGUUUGUGCGCGGGGAGACGGCCGUCAGGAAUGGAGCCCGUGGAGUGUUCCUCAGACUGGGCGUUCCACAUUGGUGCCUCAUGAAUGGACUCCAGGUAUUGAGGGCUACAGCUUGAGCAGCCGAAGGAACAUAGCCCUUCGAAACGAUUCGCAAGCGGGUGGCAUGCUGUAUUCCAAGGCUCCAACUUAUUGUUGUGGUCAGACGCUGACAUUCCGAAUUGAAACAGUUGGCCAGCCAGACAGGAAAGAUAGUAUUGGAGUUUGUGUUGAGCGGCUGAAUGACUAUGAUUCUUUGCAACGGGAUAGAGCUGUGUGCAUUAGUACCAAUGGAGCUGUUUUUGUUAACGGAAAAGAGAUGACGAACCAGUUACCUGCAGUGACUUCAGGAUCAGCUGUAACCUUCGACAUGGAAUCUGUGAAUUUAGGCUCUUGCAAUAAUAAUGGGGGGAACUUCAAACUCAGAGUGACAAUUAGUUCCAACAACAGGGAAGUAGUCUUUGACUGGGUACUUGAUCAAUGCUGUGGCACUCUGUAUUUUGGAUGCUCCUUCUUGUAUCCCGGCUGGAAAGUUUUGGUGUUCUAACUCUUAGACGGAGAAAUAGUAGUUGUUUUCCAGUGUCGUCAUUCAAAGGGUUUGGACUCCAAUGACACAAUUAUUUGCUCAUCCAGGCUGUUAAAUCUGUGUGUCUUUGGUAUAUACCGCGGUUGGUUCAGUGAGCUGCUUGAGGCCACUUUUCUGUAAGAUGAACAUUACUUGAACUCUGUCUUCUCUACUGGAUUCACCUGAAACAUUGGUGAAACGCUGAGUAAUCUGGAAGAGUUUAUGUGAGGUGUUGUGUUUGCUAUCGACAUCAUGCAUUUUGAGUAUUAUUGUUUUUUUUAGAACAGCUCUCUCCAUUUGGAUGUUCUCCAGAGGGGCUGGACAUGAUCUUCCACAAUCCCUAGUCAAGGACUUAGUGAAAGAGGGAUUAUAGGAGUUGUAGUCCACCUCUGGAGAUCACCAAGAGAGAGUGUGGUUUUGGAAGAAAAGGGUAGAGAUAAUUCUGUUACUGUGGUCCUGCUAUCAAGGCUUGGUUAUGCUUUACUAAGUUUGCCUAAGUGUUAUUCUUUGGCUCAGGGUUAAUGGACCAAAACUGUAUGUAUGUUUUCCUGUUCAUCAGAGUCUGGUACUGAAAUGCUGUACUUCCACCUGUUUCUGCCAAAAGUUUUCUGUCCACUGGGCAAUAAGGCUUUUUGGCCUCUACAUUAUCCUCUUCCUUCAGUGCCUUGCUAUUUACUGCAGAAGAAAUCUGAGCCGAGCUGUUCGUUUUGGCGAGCGAUACCGAUGUGCCUUAAUUUGAUGCUUCUGUUGAACAAUAUUGCACAUGUGACAGAGAAAAUUUCAUUCAUGGCAUUUGUCUCUUCAGCAGGAUUUUCCCGCUCCUCUGCACUCAUUGCAGUGCCUUCUACAACUUAUGCCUUUUUCAAGAUAAUAUCACACAGUCCCAAAAAAUAUUCAGGGCGCAAAUGUUUUAGACCUUUCCUGAACAACUUGUACGGAGCCUAGAGUUUUGUGUAGCAAGUCAAUUAUGUUCACCACGCCUGCCUUUAUCUAGACUUGCGUUCAGAUAAAUUGUAUAGAAACGGGUCAGGCCAACAGGGUAUGCAAGCCAACUUGCAAACAAGGAGGUACCAUAUAGAAAAGAAUGCAUUGUAGAGAUCUCUUGUCAUGCUUUUUAGAAUUUGGUUGACGUAACCAAGUUAGCAGAUGAGCCAGGUACUAACUUUAAGCAGAGAGCAACAGCUAAAGCAUUCUUGCUCUCAGCCUCUGCAGUUAAUCACCAUUUUGCUGUUUUGACUUGGGCAAGUAAAAUCCCUCUUUUGGGGAUCCCUCCUUUGUAUGAUUAAAUUGCCUGCAUGCCCAUCUUCCAUUCUUGGCAGCUGUUUCCUUGCAGCAGGGGUAUCCCUAUUAAGUAAGAUUUGCAACCAGUUUCCUUCUUAAACUUUUAAGUCUUCGUUCCCGGGGCCAGAGGCUUUUGCUGGAGUCCUUAGCUGCCAUAACCCCGUGUGAAAAGUAAGCAAAGAAAAAAACAGCUGAUAAAAAGAAGAGCAAAAUUCCUCCCUUCCUUUUUUAUACGGUGGGAUUGCCAGCUACGAGUUACUCUGGUUUGAUCCCAAAAUAAAAGCUGUCAACCAGUAUUAAUAUUUGAUUAAUGGGGUAGUAGGUCUUUUGGUUCAGGAAUA
Messenger RNA from Pseudonaja textilis, 3429 nucleotides. It is a transcript of the gene CRLF3, whose product is annotated as cytokine receptor like factor 3. The record is from RefSeq and is a predicted model, not a curated record. Gene Ontology annotation, molecular function: protein binding. Lineage: Eukaryota; Metazoa; Chordata; Lepidosauria; Squamata; Elapidae.